UUUUUUUUUUUCUAAUUUUUGGAAGGUAAGGGAAUUCUCCCCUCGCCUUCAUUCAGGUUCAGGGAAGCAAAAAAAUGGAGCAAGAGAAGGAGAAGGAGAAGGAGAAGGGGAAGGGAAGCGAAGAGAGAUGGAGCGGAGCCAUAGCUAAUCUGACGGAGAUGGCUUCCAAUCUCGAUUCUCUCCAGAAACUACUACUCAGGAAAGCCGUCUUUGUCGACGAAGAGACCUUCGCCAAAGCUUCUCUUACUUCCGAACAAGCCCGAACAAUUAAGGUUCUUGAACAAAGGGUGGAGAGGCUGGAAAGAGAGCUGGAUGCUGCCAUUUCAGCUGCUGCGCGUGCUCGUGCAGAAAAACGGCAGGCUGAAGCAGGGCAAAAGGCUGCUGAAUUGCGUGCCCAAGAGGUCACAAGAGAGCUUGAGAACACCACAAGUAUGUAAAGUUUAUGAUUUUGUUCUAUUUGAUAAAAGAUAUAAAAAGGGGUAAAGACCAUCUAUCCCUUAAGGUAACAUUAAUGUCAGGUAGUUCUUCUGUAAACCAUUGAGAGUCUUGUUAUAGGAUUAUCCAAGAAGUCGUAGUCAGCUGUCAGCCUUGCACACACAGUUAUUAAAAAUUGAGAUGACUGCCUUUUUUGUCACUUUCACAAAAGGGAUGGAAUGUAUACUAGAAAUUGGAAGAAUGAUUGCUUUUACCAUUCUGUAACUUUGACAAAGGCCUGUCACAGAUCAAACAUGUCAAAUAUGUUCUUUACCAAAAAAAAAAAAAAAAAAAGAAGAAAAAAGAGGAGGCUGAGUUGUGAUAUCUGUUUUUUAUAAAUGUUUAAAUUCUCACAAAACUAGUUUCUUCAAUGGAACUAUUUUGGUUGUUGCCCAUGUUUUGUAUUAUAAAGACAGCUAAAUCAGCUGCUGUGUAAUAUCUUUUCCAACUUUGUAUCAUCGAUGGUAUGUUUAAAGUCUGUCUAAAUUUGUGUGUGUGUAUGUGUGUGAGCGCACGCGUGCGUGUGCGUGUUUGUUUUGACCUUUGUUUUGCUGUUUUCAUAAACAUGGGCAUUGGACUGCUUUUCCUCACUGAACCUGGUUAGUCUUCCCCUGUAAUUGGCUGGCUCCUCUGAAUGUUAUGCAUAACAAGAGAAAUUAUAGAGAAUUACUUGCAAUGGAGCCAUUGUCACAUAGAAACUAUUUCUACAAAACUUGAUGCAUGAUCAAAUUUUGAUAACAUUAAUUGAGAUCCCCUUUAGCGUAUAAACUUAACUCUUGUUGUGGUUACUGGACCAAUUUUUCUUCUCCUUGCUAGCCCCAUUUUUUCCCCUUUCUUUCUAGAAUGAACUUUGAAGACAAUUGAGCAAUUUGAGUGUCAUAGAUAUUUUUGUUCGUGCUUGUAGGCAACCUAGGUUGUGGCUUGUG
Molecule: messenger RNA, 1400 nt
Organism: Rubroshorea leprosula
Lineage: Eukaryota; Viridiplantae; Streptophyta; Magnoliopsida; Malvales; Dipterocarpaceae
Source: the annotation of a GenBank genome assembly